This is a messenger RNA of Salarias fasciatus (jewelled blenny), 4084 nucleotides long. RefSeq names its product sorting nexin 27b (gene snx27b). Gene Ontology annotation, biological process: intracellular protein transport; endocytic recycling; signal transduction. The coding region runs from base 88 to 1803 and encodes 571 amino acids. NCBI's taxonomy places the organism in Eukaryota, Metazoa, Chordata, Actinopteri, Blenniiformes, Blenniidae. Gene Ontology annotation, cellular component: early endosome. The record is from RefSeq and is a predicted model, not a curated record. The transcript has 13 exons. Gene Ontology annotation, molecular function: phosphatidylinositol-3-phosphate binding; protein binding.
GUGAUUAGCUUGCCACUACAAGCUAAUGCCUGUCGGAUACCUGAUGUCGGCUGAUUUCGGGUGGAUGAUAAAGACAGCGUAGGAAAAAUGGCGGACGUCGAGGGACAAGGUGUUUGUUCCCCGGUCCCUCCGUUGCCUCACCCGUCCUCCCGAAACGGCUCCGGUAGCGGUAACGUAACACCGGGCACCGGCGGCAGCUGCCAGACGAUGACUACCGUUACUUCGGGCCCGCGGUUAGUUCGGAUAGUGAAGUCCGACUCGGGCUACGGAUUUAACGUUCGCGGACAAGUGAGUGAAGGAGGGCAGCUCCGGAGCAUUAACGGGGAACUGUACGCCCCCCUGCAGCAUGUCAGCGCCGUCCUUCCCGGAGGAGCCGCCGACAGAGCCGGUAUCUCCAAGGGGGACCGCAUUCUCGAGGUAAACGGCGUGAAUGUGGAAGGGGCGACACACAAGCAGGUGGUGGAUCUGAUCCGGGCCGGCGAGAGAGAGCUGGUGCUGGCCGUGCUGUCCGUCCCGCCUCAGGAGGCCGACUGCUUGGAUCCUGGAGACGACGGUUCCGCCCAGUCCUGCUAUGACUACUCUGACAAACAGGCCGUGCCCAUCUCCGUUCCCAGCUACAAGCACACUGAGCUCAACCAUGAAAAGUUUGUGGUUUACAAUGUGUACAUGGCAGGCAGACAGCUGUGCUCCAAGCGUUACCGGGAGUUUGUCAUCCUGCAUCAAAACCUGAAGAGAGAGUUCGCCAACUUCACGUUCCCCAAACUGCCGGGGAAAUGGCCCUUUUCGCUGUCGGAGCAGCAGCUGGACGCCCGACGCAGAGGCCUCGAAGAAUACCUGGAGAAGGUGUGCUCUGUACGGGUGAUCGGAGAAAGCGACAUCAUGCAGGAGUUCCUGUCUGAGUCGGAUGAGAACUAUAACGGUGUGUCGGAUGUGGAGCUGAGAAUAGCCAUGCCAGACAAAACUACGCUCACUGUCAGAGUCCGUAAAAACUCCACCACAGACCAGGUCUACCAGGCUGUGGUUAUGAAACUAGGAAUGGACAGUGUAACAGCCAGCUACUUCGCCCUGUUCGAAGUCAUCAACCACACCUUUGUGCGCAAACUUGCUCCCAACGAGUUCCCCCACAAACUGUAUGUACAGAACUAUACCUCAGCCAUCCCGGGAACCUGCCUCACCCUGCGCAAAUGGCUCUUCACCACAGAAGAAGAAAUUCUGCUCAAUGAUAAUCAGCUUGCUGUCAACUAUUUCUUCCAUCAGGCUUUGGAUGAUGUGAAGAAAGGGUUCAUCAAAGCCGAGCAGAAGUCUUACCAGCUGCAGAAGUUGGCAGAGCAGAAGAAGAUGCCCAUGUACCUGAGCCUGCUGCGGAGUUGUGAGGGCUACAACGAGAUAAUAUUUCCUCACUGUUCCUGCGACUCCCGGCGUAAAGGCCACGUGAUCAUGGCCAUCAGCAUUCACCACUUCAAGCUGCACGCCUGCACCGAGGACGGAACACUUGAGAACCAGGUGAUUGCCUUCGACUGGGGGGAAAUGCAGAGGUGGGACACGGAUGAAGAGGGCAUGGCCUUCUGUUUUGAAUAUGCACGAGGAGAGAAGAAACCCCGCUGGGUGAAAAUUUUCACUCCUUAUUUUAACUACAUGCAUGAGUGCUUUGAGAGAGUCUUCUGUGAGCUCAAGUGGAGGAAGGAGGUGGAAGAGGAAGCGACAGACAAGGACAAUAAGAACUGCAAUAAAGAUGAAUAUAUUCCAGCUGCUGAGGCACAGAAGGGAUGGGGGCACCUAGGAAGGGAGAUCGUUACCUCUUAAAUCCAGUCCAUCGUCAUCAGCGACAGAGCUCAGACUUGGCCUUGACCUCGCCCCAGACCCAGCCACUCUCAGCUAAUAACUCCGCGGACGCCAUUCACACUCCUUCAAUCCGACAUCAGAAGCUACUCCGUACACGCAUCUGCUGAUGAACACAUCUGACAAACACGAGCAUCGAAAGCGUACAGACUCAUGACCCAGAACUCUCGAAUCCAGCACAUCAUAGCCAUGCAUCGAGCAGAGCUCUGUCCAGAAGAAACCAGGCGUCUGUAGACUGGAUCCGUGCGAGCCCCUUUUACUUAUUGGCAGGGACCUGAAGUGGACCGUGACGUGCAAACGAGGAGGCUGCGAGCCCCUCUUGAAGGAGCCGUACUUGAAAAAAGGAAUUAUACGUGUACGCAGAAGGGAAAGUGGAACCUGUCAGCGCUCACAAAGAGGAACACAGAUUGCAGUAAUCAGCGGCGCUGCGGGCUGACCACAGGAAGACACCUAGCUUCUCAAUUUGCGAAUUACAGCGGCAGUGUCUCGUGUGUCUCUCUGUGCGCGUGUUUCAGUGUGUUAGGGAGGUACAAACAAGAGGGACGCUCUCUGAAUGUAAGUCACAGCUGAAUCAUCACUCAUCUGUUAUGCACUACAAGAGAUAACUUUUAUCAUUGCGAUCAGGCUUGAUGAGAGAAGGGAAAGAAAAAGUAGACCUUUUUUUAUAAAAAAAUUUGUAUUGUGUUUCUGUUUGGUUUAUUUGCAUAUGUCACUCAUUGCAGGAACGAGGUGAACUUUAGAUCAAUGUUGCACUUUAUCCAACAGUAUUAACAAUCUCCAGAUGUGCUAAAGCUGACCUGGAAGGCAAAUAGGGACAGGCUUACUGGAAUAAGCUUGUACUUAACGUUCAAUCCACUUCUGACUGACAGACAGCAGUGUGAUUAUACACUGGGUCGACAUAUGGUAUAUGCAGAACCAUGCAUUCAACUUGAUUUCUAUUUAUUGUGUUAUUUCAACACUCCAUGCAUCUGUUUCCUGGCAUCGGGAGGCAGCAGUGACGCCGAGGACUCAGGCUGUUUUAUAUGCAUUACACAGAAAAGACGGCAGGGGUCCUCCUCUUCCUUCCUGCUCUGUGAUUACUGUGUUUCAGCAGCUCCCACAGGAUUUAUAAUAGGCCUGUAAUUCAAAUGGCCUUUUUUCCAUGCAGCACUAUUUAUCUCUGUAGCUAGCACUUUGCUGCUCCGGUAAACCUCUGAUGCACUGCAUGUUCGCGAGAUGAAGAUCUGUAAACAAAAGGGAUUUUUGUUUUUUCCACUCCUCAAAGAUACGAUCACUAAAAGGCUUCCUAGCAACUGAUUGCAUAACGUAAUGAAAUAAAUAACAUGAGCCCGUUCGGUGUUCUAAUUCCAUGAUGAAUGCAAUGAUCAAACCCAUGUAAUGAGGUAUAACCUGAUUAUCUGCUGGGGCAAUACUUGUGCCGGCCUGAAAAUACACAAAUAUAUAAUUACAGGUUAUUACAUUAUUGAACUGGUAUGCUCAGAUGUCAGAUUCUUUUGGAAAGUAUUAGGCCGAUUCCGCGAGUGUUGCAGUAUUUCUGAUCAUCAUGUUAGUAAAAAUAUUCAGUGAAGCCUCUUCAAAUAUACUGCAAUCAAUUUGUCCAUUGGCAACAAACUCAUGAGAACAAAAUAUGUUGCUGCUGGACGUCAUCAAUGAUCAUUUCCAGUUGUGAGUGAAUCAUUACUCUGGUUUAGCAGGUUAUGGUGCUUUCGUAAAUCUACAGCUGAUUAUAUAGAUUUGAAUUAGUGGCUCUUAUUAAGAGAACUUGUUAUAAUGACGGUGCUGUUCACAGAAGCUGCUUUAGGUGAUUAAUGAGUUGCAGCAGGUCUCUGAGGGCGUGUAGACCAGGUUUAAUUGAAAGUGUUGAGCUUUGAAUUGAGGCUGGAUGCGCAGCCCUAAAGACCGCACACAUUUCCCAGGAUCCCCGUCUGUUUACCGAACCAUGUCUGACACAGCCGAUUGUCUGAUUUGCCCCCCCCCCCCCUUAAAUCUGCUCUCUUUAACUCUCCCUCCUCUCGAUCUCUCGGCCUCUCAUUCUCAUUCUUACUAAAGUUAUAUGUCACCUGCAUUAUUUAAUUCAGUAAGAUCUAUAAUGUUAAAUUCAGCUGAUACAGUCUGGAUUUCAGGAGCUGGAUCAGAGUCGACUUGUAGAUCCUUUGACAUGCUGAAAUGUGAAACUGACGAGUGUUUGGUUACAUCGCUUACUGUAAUAAAUUGUAACAUAUUCUUUUAAAUAAACUGAUUUAUU